This is a messenger RNA of Carlito syrichta (Philippine tarsier), 1903 nucleotides long. It is a transcript of the gene CD36, whose product is annotated as CD36 molecule. Gene Ontology annotation, cellular component: cytoplasm; caveola; cell surface. The record is from RefSeq and is a predicted model, not a curated record. Gene Ontology annotation, biological process: receptor-mediated endocytosis; lipoprotein transport; amyloid-beta clearance by cellular catabolic process. The transcript is spliced from 15 exons. Gene Ontology annotation, molecular function: low-density lipoprotein particle receptor activity; low-density lipoprotein particle binding; scavenger receptor activity. The coding region runs from base 468 to 1886 and encodes 472 amino acids. Lineage: Eukaryota; Metazoa; Chordata; Mammalia; Primates; Tarsiidae.
AAACACAACCAGAGUCAUCGGUGUUAAUUCCGUGAUCUUCCAACCAGCGUUUUGAAAUUGAGUUAGCAUUUGUGGCCUCGCAAUCUUUCGUCGGACUUCUAACUGUCUUGUGUCUGAGCUGCUCAGGAGCUGUUGUCUAUGCGAUUGAACACUAAACAGCUGCCUCUGGGAAUGUAAAUUUGAUUCUUUGGACUGCUCAUGGGACUGUGUGACAUUUUCCUCUCCAGUGACAGUCAGAAGAUUUGGAUGGCAUUAGGCUACUGAUUAAAUAAUGAUCCAUAUAGCUUUCAAAUGAUUAGAAGAAUUGAUUCUUUCUGAGACUUAUCAGUUCAUUCCCUGUAAAAUAUAGGUCUUGCUGUCUAUGCGUGAAUAAGAACCAGAUCUCACAGAAAGCACCAUAAGCACUCAUAUAUAGGAGUUUGAAAGAAAGAGGUGCUUAACCUUAAUUCGUCUCCUGCACAAGAAAAAUGGGUUGUGAUCGAAACUGUGGGCUCAUUGCUGGGGCUGUCAUUGGUGCUGUCCUGGCUGUGUUUGGAGGCAUUCUCAUGCCAGUUGGAGACAUGCUGAUUGAGAAGACAAUUAAAAAGGAAGUUGUCCUUGAAGAAGGUACAAUUGCUUUUCAAAAUUGGGUUAAAACAGGCACAGAAGUCUACAGACAGUUUUGGAUCUUUGAUGUGCAAAAUCCACAGGAAGUGAUAGUGAACAGUAGCAACAUUAAAGUCAAGCAAAGAGGUCCUUACACAUACAGAGUUCGUUAUCUAGCCAAGGAAAAUGUAACCCAGGACCCUGAGAACCACACAGUUUCUUUCUUGCAGCCUAAUGGUGCUAUCUUUGAACCUUCACUAUCAGUUGGAACAGAGAAUGAUACUUUCACCAUUCUCAAUCUGGCUGUAGCAGCUGCACCCCAUAUCUAUCAAAAUGCAUUUGUUCAAGUUGUACUCAAUUCACUUAUCAAGAAGUCAAAAUCUUCUAUGUUCCAAAACAGAACUGUGAAAGAAUUAUUAUGGGGCUAUACGGAUCCAUUCUUGAGUCUGGUUCCAUACCCUAUUUCUACCACAGUUGGUGUGUUUUAUCCUUACAACAAUACUGUUGAUGGAGUUUAUAAGGUUUUCAAUGGAAAAGAUAAUAUAAGCAAAGUUGCCAUAAUUGACACUUAUAAAGGUAAAAGGAACCUCUCCUAUUGGGAAAGUUAUUGUGACAUGGUCAAUGGCACAGAUGCAGCCUCAUUCCCACCUUUUGUUGAGAAGACCCGGGUAUUACAAUUCUUUUCUUCUGAUAUUUGCAGGUCCAUCUAUGCUAUAUUUGAAUCCGACAUUAAUCUGAAAGGAAUCCCUGUAUAUAGAUUUGUACUUCCACCCAAGGCCUUUGCAUCUCCACUUCAAAACCCAGACAAUCAUUGUUUCUGUACAGAGAAAGUUAUCUCACAAAACUGUACAUUAUAUGGUGUGCUGGACAUCAGCAAAUGCAAAGAAGGAAAACCUGUGUAUAUUUCACUUCCUCAUUUUCUACAUGCAAGUCCUGAUGUUUCAGAACCUAUUGAAGGCUUAAAUCCAAAUGAAGAAGAACAUAGGACAUACUUGGAUGUUGAACCUAUAACUGGAUUUACUUUACAAUUUGCAAAAAGGCUUCAGAUCAACAUAUUGGUCAAACCAGCAAAAAAAAUAGAAGCAUUAAAGAAUCUGAAGAGGAACUAUCUUGUGCCUAUUCUUUGGCUUAAUGAGACUGGGACCAUUGGUGAUGAAAAGGCAAAAAUGUUCAGAAAUCAAGUGACUGGAAAAAUAAAACUCCUUGGAAUGGUAGAAAUGAUCUUACUCAGUGUUGGUGUGGUGAUGUUUGUUGCUUUUAUGAUUUCAUAUUGUGCAUGCAGAUCAAAAAGAGUAAAAUAAGUAAGUAUAUACAAAAA